Tripterygium wilfordii is the source of this 1159-nucleotide messenger RNA. Its product is annotated as zinc finger protein 4-like. NCBI's taxonomy places the organism in Eukaryota, Viridiplantae, Streptophyta, Magnoliopsida, Celastrales, Celastraceae. Bases 265 to 1005 code for a protein of 246 amino acids. Gene Ontology annotation, biological process: negative regulation of abscisic acid-activated signaling pathway. The transcript has a single exon. The record is from RefSeq and is a predicted model, not a curated record.
CAAAGUCUCUGCUGUUGAAGAACUAUCUUUGCUGUGAUAUAUUACAUUUCAGUUUAGGAUUACAGGCUAAACUUGAAGAGUUUCCAUUCAAUAUAUAGUUGCUUGCUGAAUUCUGUACACACCAUUUACUCAUCAUGACUGUCCGAAAUUUCAGAUGAAGGCGUUGUUUAUCUUUCGAAGAUAGUAUCUUGUUCUGUUUCUCUCUGGCUUUCACUCAAUUGGAAUGUAAAAUUAGCUCUUAACCAUACAAGUGAGAGUAUAAAUAUGAGACCGAACAUUGACCUUGAAAUCGAGGCGUCCAUGGAAAAUGACUCCCAAGUGAGCAGUCAAGUAGCCUCUAACUUAUCCAUCCAAGAGACCUCUUUACCUCCCUCAGCAGCUCAUUUGGUUUCAGAUCAAGUUUCAUUGGACUUAAGGCUAGGAUUCAGUAAUGAAGAAUCGCGAGCGAUUGAUACAAUAGGACUGUCAUUGUCUAGCACAAGCGAGAGUAGCAACGAGCCUGCAUCCUGCACCACAUCAGCAAACGUGCCUCGAAUGUUCUCCUGCAAUUACUGCCAGCGCAAGUUCUUCAGCUCACGAGCGCUUGGUGGACACCAGAAUGCACAUAAGAGAGAAAGAACAAUAGCAAAGCGAGCGACGCAGGUGGGAAUUCUAGCAGAAGGGUAUGCUAGCCUUGCAUCUCUACCUCUCAAUCUGUCUUAUCCGAUCCGGUCUUUGGGGAUCAAAGCACAUUCUUCAGUGCACCAAAGUUAUGUACCACCAGUAAGGUCAUUAGAGUUCAGAAACAGUGCUAGUUUUGAUCAAGGAUGUGUCGGAUUACCGAUAUUUAUCGAGGAAGAUGAGGCAGAACUGUUGUGGCCGGGUAGUUUCCGGCAGGUGGUAGAGGCAGGGAAUGAUCAGCCUAGUUCUGUUGUUCCUGAUGAUUCAAAUGUGAAUUUUCUGGAGGUGACUCCACCAGUAGAGUUUGAUAAUUCUGCAGCACCAGAUCUCACACUGAAACUUUGAGAGGUUCAUUGUUCUGAUAUCCUCUCUCCAUGUACAGCAAGAUUUGCAUUUGCCAUGACUAGCUAAGCUUUGUUUUCUCGUGCCUUUAAUUCAUUAUGGUAUUGACAUUAGUGUUAUCAAAUUGUUCAGUGUAUGACAAGUUGAAUGAAGAUUA